CUUUUGGUGUUUCAGAUGUCGGUGACCUUCGAGGAGGUGGCUGUGUAUUUCACCCAGGGGCAGGGGGCUCUGCUGGACCCCGCUCAGAGAGCCCUCUAUAGGGAUGUCAUGCAGGAGAACUACGAGACGGUGACCUCGCUGGGAUUCCCCCUUGCCAAACCUGAACUGAUUGUCCAGCUGGAACGAGGGGAAGAGCCGUGGGUGCCGGAUCUCCAGCCCUGCAAGGAAAGAAGGCUUCCGAGAUGCCCCCAUACAGUGACCAGACUGAGUUGUCCAAGAUGCACAUUCCCGUGGCGCAAGGCUGGGAGGAGAAAACUGGCUGAUGUUGCUGUGUCGUUUGCCCAGGGAGGAGAUGACGCUGAGUGGCCUGAAGGUGUCUACUACGAAGGAAAAAGUAACGGUGGUGUGGAAGAGGUGAACCUCUCUGCGACCCUUGGACGUCUGCAGCGACAGCAGAUCAAGGAGCUGUGCGCUAGCUUUGCACCAAUGUUCUCAGCCACUCCAGGACGGACCGAACUAGCAUACCACUCCAUUGACACAGGCUGCGAAAAGCACCCGCCACCUUCCAAAGACUUGUAGAUGGUGUCCUAGCAGGAUUCGGAGAAUCUGCAGUUGCCUACCUUGAUGAUGUGGCCAUUUUUUCUGAUUCAUGGGCAGAACACCUGGAGC
Molecule: messenger RNA, 669 nt
Organism: Mauremys reevesii (Reeves's turtle)
Lineage: Eukaryota; Metazoa; Chordata; Testudines; Geoemydidae
Product: zinc finger protein 707-like
Exons: 5
Coding region: 16-579 (187 amino acids)
Biological process (GO): regulation of DNA-templated transcription
Source: RefSeq, a predicted model, not a curated record